This is a messenger RNA of Gopherus flavomarginatus (Mexican gopher tortoise), 1415 nucleotides long. Its product is annotated as centrosomal protein of 290 kDa-like. The record is from RefSeq and is a predicted model, not a curated record. The transcript is spliced from 7 exons. NCBI's taxonomy places the organism in Eukaryota, Metazoa, Chordata, Testudines, Testudinidae. The coding region runs from base 437 to 1198 and encodes 253 amino acids.
CCAGUGUUAUCUGCCCCUUCCCCCAGUUAACCAGACUGCAAGCUGGUAGUGUUAGGCGCUUAGUUUGUAACUACCUUUAGGAUAAAAGGAGAUGAACUCAUUAAGUGUUCACAGUGACCACUUGGCGUUUAAAUAGCGUAACCAUUUAUGUUGUUUUCAUUGUGUUUAUUUGGCUUUCGCAUGUUUCCAACAUCUCAAACUGCUCUUUUUCUUAUUAGAAGAUGAAGUGUAAGCUGCUGUUAUUUAUAAUAGCUGAACAUAAACUUCAUAAGAUCUUCCAAUCUAGUUACCAUUUGGAUUUACAAUAUCCUAAUUCAUGUAAAAAACCACCCCCAUUUGAAGUGUACUUUUUUAUUUUUAAAACUUUUCUGAUCCUGCAAACACUUACGGCAUCCUUAACUUUACUUGCUUGGAUAUUCCAGAUGACUUCAGUGUAAUGCUCAAUAAUGAAAACGAACAGCUACUGAAGAAGUUGAAAAGGCUGCAUAGAAAAAAUCAACAGCUAGAAAAUGAUUUGGCUCAGAUCCAGGAGAAACUGCAUCUGGAUCAGUUAAUGCGUGACUAUGUCACAAGCAGAGAUAUUCAGGUUCAAACAGAAUCCCACUUAUGGCACAAGGGAAGUGGCAGUCACAACAAGGAAAUGAAAGUAGCAAGCGAAAGUGCCAGAAUACUUCAGAUGUAUAAUAACCUGCAGAAACGUUAUGACACAGAAAUCAAAAUAAACCAGGAACAAAGUGAAACAAUUAAAAAUCUCACUAUUAAAAUUCAUGAGCUAGAGCAUCAACUUCAAGGACAAGAGCAAAGAAUUGAGCAGCUGGAAUGUAAAAAGGUCUCCCAGAAGGACAACGCUGUUUCUGGAGUAAGGACUCCAACAGCAGAGAGAGAAGUAACAUUUUCUCACAGAUGCAUAUGCAAAAAGCAGGGAGCCUGUUCUUGCAAAUAUUUAGAGCUAUUGCUGCUUGAGAUUCAAAAGCUGAAGAAAAAAAAUGAGAAGUUGUCUAGAGAAAAGAGAAUGCAAAGAAAUGAAUUACCUGGAUUAGACAAGGAAUUUUUCGACGAGAUAGAAGAUUUAAAGUAUGCUCUGCAAGAAUCAAUGAAACUGAAUAAUCAGUAUGAAAAGUGCUUGAAACACAUAAGUUCAACAUAUGGAUUUGCUUUUGCCGCACCUUUUGUAACUAGUAAUAGUCAUAUAAUUUAAUAGAAAUUAAACAUUCCAUUUAGAUUUUUAAUGUUGAAUUCUUUCCCCAAAACACAGACCAAGCUGGUUGCCAGGUUAGCACUUCAUUUUCCACAUAAAAUCAUGACUUCCUUGACUCUAACAUGCAAUUUUAGUGUUCUGUAUCUUUUACAUUGACCUUGUGCCUUUGCUAUAUAGUUUUUGAAUAAACUGUCCUUUUAUAAUUUUGUUUUAAAAA